GAAAUGCAGUGCGUACACAGUUGCACAUUGUACCGUGACGGGUCCGCAUAAUUUUAAUAAGCUUACAUUAAUAGUUUGUUUGCACGGUCGGCUCACCGUCGAAGAUGUAGGUAGCCACAUCGCAUUGAGAUGAAGACAAAAAAACUUUUCAGCAUUUUUAUACAUCGCAGAACGUUGCUAGUAAGAGAAGUAAGUCUCACAGUAGAACGAUGUUCAAACCAGCCCUGUACUCUAAAAUCAACAACGAGGCGCGUCGUGAUACCAGGGACUUCAUCGAAGAAUAUUCUAAUGAAAUUGGCCAAAUGUCAGGACGGUGCCUUGACAUCGGAAGCGGUCCAUGUGACGUAGUCACCGAUUUUCUCCUUCCAAAAUUAAACCCGAAGUCUACCGUUGUCUGCUCGGACAUUUCCAAGCCCAUGUUGGACUACGCAAAGGAAAAAUACGGCGCCAACGAUCGGCUAUCCUUUCUCCAGCUGGACAUCGAGUCUCCGACGCUGGCCGAAGAUCUAGUUGAACAAUUCGAUCACGUUACGUCGUUCUAUUGUUUACACUGGUGCGAAGACAUGCGCCAAGCCUUCGAGAACAUCUUUGAACUGCUACGUCCUGGAGGUUCGGGCUUCUUGACCUUUGUGAGCGAUUUUCCUUGCAUGGACGCGUACAAGGUGCUGGCGGCUAUCCCUCGAUACCAGCGUUACAUGACGGAAUUGCCGAUCUGGCGACGGCCGCGUACAUUCAGUAAAUACUUAUUUCGCAUCAUGACAAAAGUGCGAAUCUCUUAUAAGGAUUCUGAGACUCGCUCAAUUGAUGCGGACAGGUUCAUUCCCGUAUUUCAGCACGCCGAACAUCCACGCGAGAACCUGAAAAAAUUGCUUCGAGAGGUCGGCUUUGAGAUCAGCCACUGCAGUCGCAGAGAAAUAAGCAACAUUUACGACACUCCGAAUGAUUUCGGCAGAGUAAUGGCAGCCGUCAACCCGUUCAUUAACCGCAUGCCGGCUCAACUACAGCGAGAGUAUGAAGUAGAUUUGGGCAUAGAAGCGACGAAGAACGCGAUUGUCUUCAACAAGGAUAACAAUGGUGGCUACAACAUACUCUGCAGACAUCACAUGUUUGUAGUUUACUUGAAAAAACCUUCGAUCAAUUGCAUAUCUUACAACAAUACACCAAUUCCAAGGAAAAAUACGUUCCUACGUAUAACGAAGAUGAACGAUGAGGAGAUUUUCAGCGUAUUUAUAAACCGUAGGACCUUGCCGGUGAAAGCGAUAACCAUUAAAACGAUGUUCAAACCAGCCGAGUACUCUGCACACGACAAACUAGUGCGUCACGAGACUAGCGACUUUAUACAGGAGUAUUCCAAUGAAAUUGGUCAGAUGUCAGGAAGAUGCCUUGAUAUCGGAUGCGGACCCUGCGACCUAGUCGUCGAUUCUCUCCUUCCGGUACUGAAUCCAAAGGCUACCGUUGUCUGCUCGGACAUUUCCAAGGCCAUGUUGGAGUACGCAAAGGAAAAAUACGGCGCCAACGAUCGGCUAUCCUUUCUCCAACUGGACAUCGAGUCUCCGAUGCUGGCCGAAGAUCUAGUUGAACAAUUCGAUCACGUUACGUCGUUCUAUUGUUUACACUGGUGCGAAGACAUGCGCCAAGCCUUCGAAAACAUCUUUGAACUGCUGCGUCCUGGAGGUUCGGGCUUCUUGACCUUUGUGAGCGAUUUUCCUUGCAUGGACGCGUACAAGGUGCUGGCGGCUAUCCCUCGAUACCAGCGUUACAUGACGGAUGCGGACCGUUUCAUUCCAGUAUUUCAGCACGCUAAACGUCCGCGCGAGUCUCUGAAAAUGCUGCUCGAAAAGGUCGGCUUUGAGGUCUGUCACUGCAGUAGCAGAGAAAAAGUUUACAUCUUCGAAACCCCGGAUGCUUUCGCCAAAUUCAUGGCAUGCGUGAACCCCUUCAUACACCGCAUGCCGUCUGAUCUACAGCAGGAGUACAGAAUAGAUCUGGACAUAGAAGCAAGAAAGCACACAUUCAUCGUCAACAAGGAUAGGAAUGACGAUUAUAGCAUACUGUCCAGACGCCAUACCUUUGUAGUUUACUUGAAAAAGCCAUUGGUCCACUGAUAGACAGCCAAAUAAUUAUUAAAAGUCGAUACAUCAA
Messenger RNA from Neodiprion virginianus, 2142 nucleotides. RefSeq lists its product as uncharacterized. The transcript has 12 exons. The coding region runs from base 210 to 2105 and encodes 631 amino acids. NCBI's taxonomy places the organism in Eukaryota, Metazoa, Arthropoda, Insecta, Hymenoptera, Diprionidae. The record is from RefSeq and is a predicted model, not a curated record.